AAAGCACAUGAACAGCUGUUCCCUAACGGCGGACAUUGUUUCGAUAGUCACGUAACUAUCGAUAGCGAAAUUAAUAGAACAUACACAAAUUCUGCCCACCACUAGACCAAUGGAUUUUUUGUAAACAUUAAAUAAUUAACUUAGACCUACUGAAUAUUAGUUUUUAAAUGGACUGCUGCGGCGGCGAAGUACGCAGCGAGAGCAUCUACAACAUGCUACAGGCCCUGGUGGACUCCAAAGUAAUCAACGUGCAGCUCCUGUCGAUUGCCGUGGGAAUUUUCUUCGUAGUGCUGCUACUGAAAAACAAUUUUCGCAGCUUUUCCGGCACGUAGGCGCACGACUUUUCAGCUGAUUGUUCCCGUUUUAGUGUUUAGUUUAUGUAAUAAUGUAAUUUCAACGUUUCAGCAGCACCCACUUUGUGACGUCACGCGCGCUAUUUAUGUGGUUUUGUGCUUUGUGUACUUAUACGUCUCAGGGUCAUCGGAUUCGGGUUGGAUACGCAUUAUAAUUGUAUUUGAAGGCCAUGGAAACGGGUUUGACAGCCAAAACUUCUAUUGGACGUGCUGAAAACCACCCUACAAGUAGAUAAUUUCAUCAUAAGUUACUGUGAUUCAUGCAUUUGUUUAUCAGAUAAGACUUCUUAGUCAAAUACUUGAAAUAAGCUCGGAA
Messenger RNA from Drosophila ananassae, 669 nucleotides. RefSeq lists its product as uncharacterized. The record is from RefSeq and is a predicted model, not a curated record. The transcript has 2 exons. Bases 168 to 332 code for a protein of 54 amino acids. Lineage: Eukaryota; Metazoa; Arthropoda; Insecta; Diptera; Drosophilidae.